AUGGCAAGCUCCGGCGCGGCGAGGCCGGCCGUGAGCCGCGUGCUGCAGCGGUGCCAGCCGUUCUCCUCGAGCAUCAGCUGCGCUGCUCCGGUGACCACAUGGCGAACCCUGGCGAGGCCGAGCACGGCAGCAGCUCUACCUGCAGCAGCCGCCCAGGCAACGACACAACAGCUGCGUCUCCUGUCCAUCUCGAUGCCGCUCCAGAAGCGACGCACCACGCGCGACAACAACAGGCUCCGAGGCCAGUCCACCAUCCACCGCAGCGGCAUCAGACGCCCGCUCUCCGUGUCGGACGAGGAGCUCCCCCAGCCGGUACAGGACGAGGGCGUGGGCAAGAUGCGCGAUGAGGACACGGAUCCCGACCACGGUCUCUGGGGCUUCUUCUACGACAAGCAGCUCCUCCCAACGCCCAAGCAGCUCUCGGCCCACGGCCGCUCGUGGACGGUGCAGGAGCUCCGAGGCAAGAGCUGGGAGGACUUGCACGCUCUGUGGUGGACGUGCUGCCGAGAGCGCAACCGCAUCGCUACUGCCAUGAAGGCCAGACAGCUGAUUGGCAUCAAAAAAGACAAUCCUAAUGAUGAGGCGGAAGCCAGGGGCAAAACUGUCAACAAGACUAUGCAGGCCAUCAAACAUGUUCUGACAGAGAGGUUCUACGCCUGGGAGGAUGCGCGAAAGCUGGCCAUGGAAGACCCCGAGAUCAACCUGAGCGGAAAAGGCCCGAUCUACACACCGUCUCUCCACUUUGAGAGCGCAGACACAUCAUACAUUGAAGAACCUGCUGUCGACCAUCUGGAGACACCAGAGACACCCGGCCAAGAGAAGGUCGGGGAGGCGUCGCUAGCUAGGGGUGUCGAUCCGUCCACUAUUCCCCCGAACGAAACCGCUAAGCCAGUCACAGAUGCAACAAGAUCAUCCUAG
Pyricularia pennisetigena is the source of this 918-nucleotide messenger RNA. RefSeq lists its product as uncharacterized. The record is from RefSeq and is a predicted model, not a curated record. Gene Ontology annotation, biological process: mitochondrial translation. The coding region runs from base 1 to 918 and encodes 305 amino acids. Gene Ontology annotation, molecular function: structural constituent of ribosome. Gene Ontology annotation, cellular component: mitochondrial large ribosomal subunit; mitochondrial ribosome. The transcript has 2 exons. NCBI's taxonomy places the organism in Eukaryota, Fungi, Ascomycota, Sordariomycetes, Magnaporthales, Pyriculariaceae.